GCAGCGGAAAUAUUUCAGGGGAAAGGAGGGGGAGGCUAGCGGGGAAGAGUGAAAGGGCAGGCGGAAGGGAUACGGUACAUUAUUUCCUCAUUUCUGAACCGACUAAAUAUUUGUAUCGGUUUGCUUUUCCCCUGUUUGAGAGACCUCGAAUAAAACACCAACUGGAAGGUUAGCUAGCCGCCGCCAUCUCCUCGGAGCGUCCGCCGUGUCUUCCACACACCAUGGGGAACGCUGCCACCGCCAAGAAGGGUAACGAGCUGGAGAGCGAGACUUUUGUAAAAGAGUUCCUAGCCAAAGCCAAAGAAGACUUCUUACGGAAAUGGGAAUGCCCCCCACAGUGCACAACGUGCCUAGAUGACUUUGACAGGAUAAAGACCCUGGGUACCGGCUCAUUUGGAAGAGUCAUGCUGGUAAAACACAAAGGAACAGAGCACUUCUUUGCCAUGAAAAUAUUGGACAAGCAGAAGGUGGUGAAACUCAAGCAAAUAGAACACACUUUAAAUGAGAAGAGAAUAUUGCAAGCAGUGAGCUUUCCGUUUCUCGUCAAACUUGAGUACGCAUUUAAGGACAACUCCAAUUUGUACAUGGUAAUGGAGUAUGUUCCAGGAGGAGAGAUGUUUUCACAUUUAAGACGAAUUGGAAGGUUCAGUGAACCACACGCACGAUUUUAUGCUGCCCAGAUAGUGCUGACCUUUGAAUACCUGCAUUCGCUAGACCUCAUUUACAGAGAUCUGAAACCAGAGAACCUUCUCAUUGACCACCACGGCUACAUUCAGGUGACAGACUUUGGAUUUGCCAAACGAGUAAAAGGCAGAACCUGGACGUUGUGCGGAACACCAGAGUAUCUGGCACCUGAAAUCAUUCUCAGCAAAGGUUAUAACAAAGCUGUGGACUGGUGGGCACUCGGAGUUCUCAUCUAUGAAAUGGCAGCUGGUUACCCUCCGUUCUUUGCCGAUCAGCCCAUUCAAAUCUAUGAAAAGAUCGUGUCUGGAAAGGUACGAUUCCCCUCCCACUUCAGCUCUGAUUUGAAGGACCUGCUGAGAAACCUGCUGCAGGUAGAUUUGACCAAACGUUACGGCAACCUGAAGAACGGUGUCAACGACAUCAAGGGUCACAAAUGGUUCGCAACAACAGACUGGAUCGCAAUUUAUGAACGAAAGGUUGAAGCUCCAUUCAUACCAAAGUGCAGAGGACCUGGUGACACAAGCAACUUUGAUGACUACGAAGAAGAGGAAAUCCGUGUUUCUUUAACGGAAAAAUGUGCAAAGGAGUUUGCCGAGUUUUGAGACACAAGAACGUGGAUAUAUCAGGGAAAAUAAGGGGAUCUUUGCACUCUUCUUAAAGACUUGGGAUGGAGCAGAGACCAUCUUAUUAUUAUUAUUAUUAUUAUUAUUUUUCAGAUCUACAAAGUCCCUUCAUUCCACAAGGUUGAAUGAAGUUGUCAUGACCCUUGAGUGUCGAUAACCCCUCAGCGUCACAAACACCUGCAUAUCGAAUCAGACACAUCACUUUUGUUUUCUUCUUUUUUUAUUUUGAAGGCAGUUAGUCUUGGAUAUUUUUUAUCAAAACUAAAAUGUGCUUAGUAUUUUUGUUUUUGUUGUUUGUUUUUUGUUGUUGGAAAAAAAAGGAAGAAUUAUUGACUGUGGCCAAUACUAGUCAAYGUACUAUAACCGACUUCUCUUUAGCAGUUUUAUACACUUUGAGUGGGUUUUGUGUUUUUUCUGUUUGCCAUCCGCUUUGUGUAUUAAAGUCCACAUCCAAUUUAGUUGAAGCCAGCAGACACAAGUAGAUUUGGUCUCAUGUGCAUAUCUGUCAAUAUUCAAAGACAUUUUAAUACCAUGAUGGUUUAAAGCAUGACCAAAUAUAUAAAAAAAAAAGUUGACCCAAGAAGAAAGGUCCUGUCCUUUCGUAGCUUGUUGCCUUAGGAGAGCUAAGUCCUCAAACCCCACAAAAUCAUUCGUUUUUACUUUUAUUUAUUCUUUUGUUCUGACCCAGGCUGAUCAAGCCAUCUCAGAAGUUCAUUGGCCUUGCAUUAUUAAAAUGCAUAUUCAUUAUUUUUUUUAUCUGAUCCAUUUGGGUUGAUUAGUUACAUGUUAAAAUUCUUAUUUGCUGUUUUUCCUAUUGUGUUUAACAUUAGUCUUAUUGUCCCUAGAUUUGAGAUCUGCAUUGGACCCUUUUUGUUACAAGUCUGUGAAACAAGGCGACUUGAGUAAGUGGAAUAAGAGUCAAGCAAAAUCAUUUUUAGAUUUUUAUUGAGUGUUUUGUAAAGUUGAAGAGGUCAUUGUGAAUAAUGUUGAGGCUUUACCACCUUAACAUUCAUAGUUCAAGCUAAAAAGAAUAAACUUUAUUUGAUUUUAUGUAUUGAAAUAUGUUUUAAAGUUUUUUUUAAGACUAAGGCAGAAAUGCUAAUAGGUUAUUUUCUCUCUGUUACUCACCACAGAAACAUUGUCAUUCUUGUCAAAGAAUGUAGAUUUGCCACGACUAGAUAUACCUCUGAAGGCUUGAUUUUGGAAGUACAGUUUUUCCCAACAAUACACUAGCUAAACUAAUGACUGCUCCUUUGUAUCACAUGUAACUCUGUUAUUGUUAAGCUCAUUACAUUAUACAUAUAUGCAUUGUUACAUAUUUGUUUUUAUUUAUACACAUUAGAGAUGCUAAUAAAUUUUAUUUUUAAAAGUG
Messenger RNA from Austrofundulus limnaeus, 2679 nucleotides. It is a transcript of the gene prkacbb, whose product is annotated as protein kinase, cAMP-dependent, catalytic, beta b. Lineage: Eukaryota; Metazoa; Chordata; Actinopteri; Cyprinodontiformes; Rivulidae. The record is from RefSeq and is a predicted model, not a curated record. The transcript is spliced from 11 exons. Bases 222 to 1286 code for a protein of 354 amino acids. Gene Ontology annotation, cellular component: cytosol; nucleus; cAMP-dependent protein kinase complex. Gene Ontology annotation, biological process: protein phosphorylation. Gene Ontology annotation, molecular function: ATP binding; cAMP-dependent protein kinase activity.